CAAGCGCACUCGCCUGUAGAAUUUCAAGUCCGUGUAUAAUGGCGGACGCUAAUAAUUGUGGAAGAUUCGUUGAUCUAUUGUUCUGUUUCUAACUAAGACAUAAGUAUCGGGAAUGAAGCUUGUGACGUGUAUUCAAUAGUAGUGUAUAUUACGUGAUAGUGAUAUGAAAUGUAUAACUUUAUAACGUGACGAAAGCGCCUGCUAGAUAUGUAACCUUUUCCCUAACCUCGUUUACGCCAAUGGAGUAAGAUAUGUGAUCGAUGUGUGUGCGUCGGUGAACGAUUUUUCGUCCGUUUGGCUUUAGAAUUCUUGCGAAGUUGAUUAGUUUAUUAGUAAUGGAAGUGUCCGCGUCGCGGUUUUGCUAUCCGACGCCAGAUUUCGAUGUAACAUAAGCGAGCCGGUAGAUCAAGAGUGUGAGCGGGUCACCGCCACCAGCCGAACAUGGCUGCGACGCAAGCAGAGACUCAACGCACCGAAGCGAACGUAGAUCAGAGUCCAUCGGAGCAGCUCAGUGAAUCUCGGAACGCUUUAUUACAGAACGGCACCGACAAAACGGUCGGGCGCGUUCCGCCCGAUGGCGUCGUGAACACAAAGAGCAAGUCGCCUAUGUCGACCGAUACGGGCCAGGCACGCGACGGAAGCGAGGCGCCUGGUCACGAUCGAGGUGGCGACAGGCCGGGGGCCGAUCAGUACGGCCAGUACCGGUAUCCUGACGUCGUAGAUCCUUAUUAUUCUCAGCGACCCGGCUUUCCCGGCAAGCCGAGGCCGCCUCCGCCGCAGCAGCGUUUCUUCCCUGGGCAGCCGACUUCACAAGCUCCUGGCCCCACUCCUACGCUUAAUUCGCUACUACAGUCUAGUGGGGCACCACCACAUCGAUACCCAAAUAGCUAUGAACAAUCUCCGAGUGGCUACGGCCCUGCGCCCGGCUGGCCGCCGCCAAGACCCAUGCCGCCGUACAAUCCGCAAGGCAACCCAUAUAGGAACUCAACACCUCCGCGUGGCUAUGGUGGCCCUCCUUAUGGCUCUGGUGCUCCAGGUGGACCUCAGCAGCAAGGAGGUGGCUAUGGUCCGCCAGGUUCAUAUUCUCAGCGUUAUCCCCCGCCCCCGGGACCCCCAGGAGCUCCCAAUUCUCGACCGCCCUUUUCACCGCACCAGGGAUACGAGCGCGGUGGUUCGCCCCAGCCACCAAACCAGCCCUCGGGAGCGCCCAGCCCGGGGGCCCAGCCAAACGCCCCUGGGCCCAUGUCCCCCACGCAAGACGGACAGCACGCGCCGCACUUGCAACACCCUAACCAACCAUUACCUCACCAGGGCUACCCUCCCCCUCCCAGGCCUCCGCAGCCGUCCACGCCGAACACACAUGAUCCAGACUCGGAUCUGACAGGCCAAAACAGCAAUGACUCUGGAGGCAGCGGCAGCGCAGGGCGCGCCACCACACCACACUUGAGGCCUACGCCCAGCCCUACCGGCUCUAGCGGCUCACGAUCCAUGUCACCUGCUGUCGGCACUCAGAACGUACCGAUGCCACCGCGAACGUCGUCGUCGCUGCCGGAUGGCAGCGGUGGUGCGCCGCGGGGCGGCGCGGGCGGUGGGCCUCCGGGACCUGCACCAAGUCCGGUGCCUCCACCCGGAUCUAUGGUCGCUCAACCCUACGGCCAUCAUCCCGCAUACAAGCAACAGCACUACCCGCCGCCGCAGUCCUAUGCCUACCCGCCACGAAAUCCUCACCCGUACCAUCCUUCUUACGGAUCGUACCGCCCGCCACCACCACAUCCUCCGCAACACUAUCCACCGCUCAAGCAGCAAGGCCGACACAUGGGUCCACCUGGACAAGGAGUGCAAGAUGGUGCGAUGCCGCCGCCGACGGCGCCCGGCGAAUCGCACGACAACGGGCCCGCGGCACCCGCCACUGCGCUUGUCACCACCGGUCCUGACGGUGCGCCGCUCGACGAGGGCAGCCAACAAAGUACCCUUAGCAACGCAUCCGCAGCGUCAGGAGAAGAGCCGUGCGGCACACCGAAAGGCCGCAAAGACUAUGGCCCUGGCAGUGCUGCACCGUCGCCCUCACCAGGUGGAGGGUCGCACUCUUCGGUACCAGACGAUUACGACGCGUCGCCGUCCUCAUGGCCCCGUCCGCCCUCUAGUCCCGUAUUUAACAGUCACAUGCCACCGGAGUCCUACAGAUCAAAGAAGUCGGACUCGCUGGGCAAGCUGUACGAGAUGGACGACGACCCGGAGAGGCGCGGCUGGGUGGAGCGGCUGCUGGCGUUCAUGGAAGAGCGGCGAACGCCUAUCGCCGCCUGCCCGACUAUCAGCAAACAACCGCUCGACCUCUACAGACUUUACCUGCUCGUGCGCGACCGCGGCGGUUUCGUCGAGGUGACGAAGAACAAAACGUGGAAAGAUAUCGCCGGACUCCUGGGCAUCGGCGCAUCGUCAUCCGCCGCAUACACUCUGCGCAAGCACUACACGAAGAACCUACUCGCGUAUGAGUGCCACUUCGACCGCGGCGGAAUCGACCCCCAGCCCAUUAUCAACCAGGUUGAAGCAUCAACAAAGAAGAAAGGCGGCAAGUCCAACAGCAACCCUAGCACAGCGGGAGCAUCCAACUCGCAAGAGUCGUUUCCAGGCGGAGGGCAGGCGGCGCCCGGCCAGCCCAUGGACGGGUACCCGGGACAGUACGCACCCUACCCGCCACAGCCCAACCAACCACAAGGCGGCGGGCCGGGUGGCGACAACCUCGCCGCCUCCAACCCGUUCGACGAGCCGCCGGGGCCCCGGAGACCCCCAGGUUACCAGCAAGGCUACGGGUACGAAUAUGGGUCUCCAUACCCAACCAAUAGACCAGUUUAUCCUCCAUACGGAUCGGACGGCGGUGACAGAGGGUACGGUUCAGGCGGGGAAUACCGUUACGGCGGGUACGGCGGCGGAUACCGCGCGGGCGCGCCGCCGCCGCCCGGUACACCGCCACCGCCAGCGCAGCCUUACCCCGACUACUACCGACCGCCUCACCCGCCGCAUCCACCUCAUCCACCGCACCCGCAACAUCCACCACAUCCGCCACACUCGCCGCAGCAACCUCCGCACGAGAUGUCGAGCGUCGCGUCGUCUGUCGGUAACCUAAUGAGCUCCCAGCUCGCGCGGCAGCUGGUGGCGCCACUGCCGCCCAACCCUCGGCCCUACUAUGGCGGCGGGAAGCCUCCAGUGCCGGUUGCUACGAAUGCGGGUACUCCUCGACGGCAUCCCGAUUUUGCAAAAGCAGAAGGUUAUGCUGGUCCUGUGCCAGGGGUACCGAACACGGGAUCUCCGCAGAGUGUCGGCGCACGGUUCGGCGGCGCGUGGGGUAACGCAUUCCCGCGUGGACCGCAGACGCAAUCGCCCACCGCUCCUUGGCGUCCACCUUCCGGCGCCGCGCAGCAAACUGGAUGGCCGCCUCAGCCUUAUCAACAGGGGCCGGGUGCGACAGCUUGGGGCGCGCGACCGCCGGGCACGGAGCCCUACCCGCCCUCCACUGCGCCCUCGCCUAAUUCGGCGCCUGUUGGUCCCGGGCAGAUAAAGCGCGAGCUGAACUUCCCCGCGGAGUGUGUGGAAGCGGCCGUUCCCACUGGCGAGAAGCGCCGCCGACUCACCAAAGCGGACGUGGCUCCUGUCGACGCGUGGCGUAUCAUGAUGGCUCUGAAGUCCGGUCUUCUCGCCGAGACGUGCUGGGCUCUCGACAUUCUCAAUAUCCUUCUUUUCGAUGACAACUGCAUCGGCUACUUCGGUCUACAGCACAUGCCCGGUCUAUUGGACUUAUUACUCGAACAUUUCCAAAAGAGUCUCAGCGAUAUAUUUGACGCUGCCACACAAGAAAACGAGCCAUGGUAUAUUCCGCCGCCUACUGUCGAACCUGUAGAGAAAAAGCGCCAGAAAAUCGAACCACCCGAUCCCGCUGACAGAGUCACAAUACUUUCUGGCGAGAAUUUCACAAUGGAAUCUAGGCGACGACAUCCUGUCAUCUACCGCCAAGACGAUGAACUGUUUGCUCCUGAUGACUGUGAAUCUGAUACGGAGCGAGUAGAAGAUGUGUUAGAACCGUGGCAGUUUGGUGGGGACUCGAGUGGCGCAGCUCAUGUGAUGCCGUGCUUCCGUGGCGAGUUCGUGCAUUUACCAUUUGUGAAAGUUAUGCCAGGCGAAAGAGCACCAUCUCCUCCUCCGACGCCAACGGUCAACAGCGUAGAAUCGCCACGGACAGUCAAAACAGAGCCCGAAGCGCCCGAACCGGCAUCAACAGAAACGACGAAAGACGGUGAAGAUGAAGACAACCUAGAGGCGGAACCGAUGGAGCUAGAGCCCGAGCGGCGACCUACAUUACUCAUACGAGAUCCCGCAGGUGUACUGAAACGACGUCGUCUAGAAGAUUACGAAGACGAGUGUUACACGCGUGACGAACCAAGCCUCAAUUUAGUGAACGAGUCUCGUGAAGCUCUCGCAAAGCGUUGCAUAGCGUUAUCGAAUAUACUUCGCGGAUUGACAUUCGUGCCUGGUAAUGAAGUGGAAUUUUCGCGGUCCAGUGCGUUCCUUGCUCUGACUGGCAAGCUGCUGUUACUGCAUCACGAGCACGCGCCGCGCGCGGCGAGAGCGCGGGCUUACGAGCGAGCGGCUAAGGACGAAGGCGACGCGGACGCGUGCUGUUCCAGUCUACGCGGCGAGAGCGAGUGGUGGUGGGAUGCACUCGCUCAGCUGAGAGAGGAUGCCUUAGUAUGCUGCGCUAACAUCGCGGGCGGCGUGGAGCUUGCUGGGCAACCCGAAGCUGUCGCGCGACCGCUCUUAGAUGGGCUACUGCAUUGGAGCGUGUGUCCCGCUGCGGUGGCGGGAGACGCGCCGCCUGCAGCCGGUGCUUCCUCUCCUUUAUCUCCACGUCGAUUAGCCCUAGAAGCGCUGUGUAAGCUCUGUGUUACGGACGCUAAUGUAGACCUCGUGCUGGCGACGCCUCCGCGCGGUAGAAUCGCAGCGUUGUGUGCGGGCCUCGCCCGGGACCUAUGCCGACCCGAGCGGCCGGUAGUGCGUGAGUUUGCUGUCAAUUUACUGCAUUAUUUAGCGGGCGCGGGCGGAUCCGCAGCUCGAGAAGUAGCAAUGCAUGCGCCGGCUGUAGCGCAGCUGGUGGCGUUCAUCGAGCGCGCUGAGCAGACCGCCCUCAGCGUGGCCAACCAGCACGGCGUGACAGCGCUGCGCGACAACCCCGAUGCGAUGGGCACGUCGCUGGACAUGUUGCGGCGUGCGGCCGCGACGUUGCUGCGUCUCGCCGAGCAUCCCGAGAACCGGCCGCUAAUCCGCCGGCAUGAGCGGCGUCUGCUUUCACUGGUGAUGUCGCAAAUCCUCGACCAGAAAGUGGCGCACGAGCUGGCCGACGUGCUGUACCAGUGCAGCCUGGCGGCCGGCGAGGCGGACGCGGUCGGGACGGACGAAUAGUGGUGGAGUGACAGUGAAAGCGGUGACGAGGCGGACGCUCGGGCGCCGCGCGAUGAGACUGAACAUACCUGACGGUACGUGUACAUAUAGUGAUACGGCGCGCCCCGGACGCGGCGCACUCCCCGUUCUCGUGACUCCGAGAUCAUUUAUAGCGAUGUCUCAAGUGUUAGGCUGUACAAUCCGAUUUUGUUAUUUAUGUCCAUGAUGUUUUAUUUACAAUUUUACAAGAAAUGUCAAUGUGCUAUAAUCGAUUUCUAUUGUUCGAUUGAGAAGAUGUAUUAUAACUCGUAAUUUUGAUUUUUAUAAUAAAAUGGGACUUGAAUCUGUUUAUUGGUUUUAUGAUGGAGAUUUUUAUACCGAGUACCUUUAGCGCCUUUGUCUUUAAGAGAAGUAGUGGAGA
Messenger RNA from Hyposmocoma kahamanoa, 5851 nucleotides. RefSeq names its product trithorax group protein osa (gene osa). Lineage: Eukaryota; Metazoa; Arthropoda; Insecta; Lepidoptera; Cosmopterigidae. Gene Ontology annotation, molecular function: DNA binding; nucleosome binding. The record is from RefSeq and is a predicted model, not a curated record. Gene Ontology annotation, cellular component: nucleoplasm; nBAF complex; brahma complex. Gene Ontology annotation, biological process: chromatin remodeling; regulation of transcription by RNA polymerase II; positive regulation of DNA-templated transcription. Bases 442 to 5451 code for a protein of 1669 amino acids. The transcript is spliced from 19 exons.